Molecule: messenger RNA, 837 nt
Organism: Brassica oleracea var. oleracea
Lineage: Eukaryota; Viridiplantae; Streptophyta; Magnoliopsida; Brassicales; Brassicaceae
Exons: 1
Coding region: 1-837 (278 amino acids)
Molecular function (GO): RNA-DNA hybrid ribonuclease activity; nucleic acid binding
Source: RefSeq, a predicted model, not a curated record
AUGGAUGGGCGUUUUCUCUCCUUAGAUGAAGAUGUUCCUUUGGUCUAUCAUCCAGAAUGCACUUCCUUUAGGGGAAAACCUGCAAAAACGAGGAUUUCAAAAGCCCAUAUAUUUUUCAAUUGUUCCUACGCAAAAGAAGUCUGGAGCCUCGUACCUCUUAUUAAAGCAGUUCACAUAGCUGACGAUGACAAUUUCGAGAAAACGGUCACCAAGUUUCGAAAGGCAUUCUGCCUUCCCCCGACAGGAAUCAGUGGCAAUAUACUACCCUGGAUCUGCUGGGCCAUCUGGACCGCAAGGAAUACUCUGGUCUUAGAAGACCGGAACCAAACCACCAAAGAAACAGCAACAAAGGGACUAGCAUCAGCAAAAGAGUGGAAUCUGGUACAGAUUAGGUCCACACCUCUCAUCUCCACAGCGCAGAACGCGGAAGACACGCCAGUAGUUACAGCGGGAAGACAACAAAAUCUGAGUUCCAUUACAUGCAACACAGACGCGGCGUGUGACAAUGAAAGGAAAAGAGCGGGAUUAGCGUGGACUUUCUUGGGCUCUUCCCCUUCGAUAACAAUGGAAGGGACCCUCGUUCGGGACUAUUUCGACUCACCAUUAAUAGUGGAGGCUUUGGCGGUUCGAGCGGCUCCUUCGAAGGCAGUAGAACUCGAGAUCUCCGAUCUUCGACUCUACACCGACUGCACAACGCUCCUUGGAGCAAUCACCGGCAAAUCGCAGAGAAAGGAUAUUAUUGGAAUCGUCUCUGACAUCCGAUCAAUCUCUACUGCUUUCGCCUCUAUCUUCUUUUUUCAUGUUUCGAGAUCACAAACUCUGUUUGUGAUCGUCUAG